GCGGUGGGUGGCGGCGAGGCGGGCUCGUGUCCCCGGCCACUCGUGACACCCUGUCUCGGCUGGGGCAGUCGUGUGAGAGGGGCCGCUCGCUCCUCGGCGUGGGCUCCUGGCUGAGCGCGGCUGGAGCCGGGUGGCUGAGCGGCCACUGUUGCGGUAACGGCUGGGGAGGUGCCGCGGCCUGGGUUUCUUCGUCGGUUUUGCCUACGUUCUCCUUACAAACAGAAUGUGCCCAAAGUGCAGAGUCUGUCCCUCCAGGAUAAAGAAAAUCCAUCAGCAAAACCCAUGUAAACCGUAAUGGCAAAAUAUAAGAAACGCAGACGAAAACGGACAGCCCGAGCAAAACUGCUGCUGGAAAAAAAAGGAGAUGCUGCAAAGCCUCAGGAUGCAGGCUGUCCUCCUCGGUCAGCAGGUGAUCUUCCGUUGGAAACCUCAUCCGUCCAAAGCCAUCUGUCCUCACUCUGGUCAUUAGCCUUGCCCAGUGUAAAAAACGCAGUAAACCCCUUUACAACAGCAGCAUUGGUUUUGUAUUGUUGGUGCCAGAUCACGGUUGCACGGAGUUUCAAGGUAGUUAAAGACCUCAUAUUUCCAUCACAAACCUACUUAAGGGAGCUAAACACGUUCAGAGAGCAGCUGGAAAAGUUGGAAACUGAAUUUUCCAGACUACAAUUAACACUCCAGGUCAAUGGAAUUGCAGCCUUUUCUUCAGAAAAUUCUCUUUGUCAAAGGUGUAAUAAACCAGUUCCGGGUGCUCCUGUACAAAUGCAGAUGGGCUCGCCGCCAUCAGCAUCAGGGCCUUCUGCAAUACAGCUGCAGCCUGCAUCUGCACCUCCUCCUCCUCCACCACCACCACCACCACCACCACUGCCCCCACCAAAACUGCCUCCAGCACCUCUCCUCCUCAAGCGGGGCAAUGGCGCUAAAGCACUUCUGGCACCACCACUGAAGAAAGAUGGGCCGAUGCAGAUCACCCUCAAAGACCUGCUGGAUGUUAAACUGAAGAAGACAGACAGAAACCUGAGAACAGAUAAGGCAGAAUCACCAGUGAAGACACGCAAGGCAUUAAUUACAGUCUCAGAUUUACAGAGUGUUAGUCUGAGAUCUAAAUCCAAGCCAUCAGCUCACGUUAAAAACACCUUAACCCCCCCUAAAAAUCAGUUUGAUCUUCGAAAACAUCUGAAGAAAGUCAAUAUACAAAGAAGUCCUGGUGGCACUCCACUAAAUAGCAAAGAAAACAUUGAAUGUGGGACUGGGUUGACACCAAUAAUGACACAGGCACUACGGCGCAAAUUUCAGAUGGCUCAUCCGAAGAGUCCCUCUCCUGCCCAGUUCAGUGCUGCAAACAGCUUUGAUGAACUAAAGUAGGUUUCUGGAACAAUCUGUUUGUCAUCUGUAGCCAGCAAGCCACUUGAAUGCCAUUUUUAUCUCGCUCAGGCAUAUGUAUUUGCAAGUAAAUCUACCGCAUAUGAGAAUGGGGCAUUAUAAAAAAAAAUUAUAUAGCACAUUUCUGCUUUUUAAAGCCAGCGUCUUUCUGAUGUGUCUCGGUCUGGUUGCAUCUUCUUAAUGGGAAAAAAAAACCCACCACGAUUUCCCGGGUCUUUUGAUACCUGGCUGCUCCUGAAGUGGGGACUAUUAACGUUCCCAGCACCGGUACUGCUUGUGAUAUAAAUACGCAUCGCUGAAAUUCA
Falco peregrinus (peregrine falcon) is the source of this 1685-nucleotide messenger RNA. RefSeq names its product proline rich 11 (gene PRR11). Bases 295 to 1362 code for a protein of 355 amino acids. NCBI's taxonomy places the organism in Eukaryota, Metazoa, Chordata, Aves, Falconiformes, Falconidae. The record is from RefSeq and is a predicted model, not a curated record. The transcript is spliced from 10 exons. Gene Ontology annotation, cellular component: nucleus; cytoplasm.